AUGGGAGUGCCGCUGUCUCAGUACUCAGAAGAGGACUGUGCCUUCCUGGAAGAGAUCCGCCCCGACGGCCACACCGUGUACCGCUCCGAGAAGCACCGCCUGCCUGUCUCCCUAAGCAACACCAGGCAGCGCCAGCUGUACAAGGACCGGGGCUUCCUGCCGCUGUCCCACUUCCUGCCCAUGCUGCCCGUGGCCCCAGAGGAGUCCUGGCACUUUGGGGAAUCCGACGUGCUCUCCGCGGCCCUGGAGACCGACAGCAUGGACCCUUUCGGGUUCGCCAAGGGCGACGACGUGGUGAAGAGUCCCAGCUUUCAGAAGUGA
Molecule: messenger RNA, 321 nt
Organism: Carlito syrichta (Philippine tarsier)
Lineage: Eukaryota; Metazoa; Chordata; Mammalia; Primates; Tarsiidae
Gene: FGF19
Product: fibroblast growth factor 19
Exons: 2
Coding region: 1-321 (106 amino acids)
Source: RefSeq, a predicted model, not a curated record